Molecule: messenger RNA, 1509 nt
Organism: Fusarium poae
Lineage: Eukaryota; Fungi; Ascomycota; Sordariomycetes; Hypocreales; Nectriaceae
Exons: 1
Coding region: 1-1509 (502 amino acids)
Source: RefSeq, a predicted model, not a curated record
AUGCCCUCUUUCAAUUCUCUGAAUAUCUUCUGCUGUCGCAAAUGGCGAUGGGAUGGCUCCGGCAGCCCACAACCAGCUACGCAAGAUACAACAGCCCUUCAUCCUGUACCAGCACUCGACCUACCACUUGAGGAACAGCAGCAACAGCCUGAACCAAGGCGCCAGAAUACUGCCAUGGGGUUGUCUGAUAUGGCCUGGGCAGUACCGGAGUAUCGGAGUUCUUUCGAAAGUGACUCCAUCAUAAAUCAACACAUUGACUCCGACUCUGAUUCCUUCGAUUCAGAUCUAGAUCUCCCACGCUCGGCAAAGCCAGGCACUGCUUUUGGUGCUGUACGCAACAGAUUUAUCCGGAGCAUAUCACACAACACCAGUAGCGACCAGCCGUCACGCGUCUCUGUUAGUAACAGUGAAGAAGAAGUCGCAAGAAGAGCCGAGUUAAGGCGGAUCAUGCGCCUAAGGAUCCAAGAUCAGCUCGAGUCAGAAGAGGCUGAAGAUGAAUCAGAAAACAAACCAACAGUCAGCAUUCGACGUGUAGCUUCCUCUACAGACAGUGCUCUGCCAAUUUCUGGACCUCGAGAUGCUAUUGAGUUUGGUGUCAACAACUCUUCCUCCAGUAAUGAGCAAUCCGCUCGACUUGAUCAAGAGAGGGGCAACCACGGCACCCCCCAGGAUCUUGGAAGUUCCCACGGGAGUGUCGGUGCACCCGAGAGAGAUUCUCCAGAAGAAUCCGACGUGACCGGUGAAAAUAAUGAUUCAAGUGAGAAUGCUGUCAUUCAAAAGCCCUUGCCCAUACACCCCUCGGCGCAUAUCUCAUUAACUGAGGACCUUGGCCUCUCUCCUUACCAGAAGUCCUUCCAACUCUCCAAUGGCUCAGGACGUCUUGAUCGAAUAUUGGGACCAGAAAACAGCUUCAGCAAUCGUCAAGCUUCUUCUGGAGAUGGCCAGUCUGCGCUUGGUGUUUGGCUCAUAGCCCAAGGCCUCCGCUCACGAGAUAACUCGACCCUUUUCUUUGAUGAAGAAGAGGAAGAGAAGGAGGCGCAAACCAGAAAAUUGAAUAAAAAAGCUACAGACAACCCUCCUGUCACGAGCAUGGAAAAGAGCUCGCUAGUACGUGGGACUCACGCGAUGUCUGAGAAAGGAGAUUGUCAUGAACAAGGAUCAACUUUUACCAGCUCACCUAAAAAAUCAGAUCCUCAGUUACAGCUUGAACCCGACGUUCCAAAAGAUUUUGACAACUCGGCCUUUUCUGGAGAGUUGCCAUGGGGCCCGACUGUGAGAGCACUCCUAAAUUCGUUCACAGAUGACACUUCUUCAAGUGAUCCAUCAAAGUCUCCAUCAAGUCCAGUGCGACCUCCAAAUAGUCUCUACAAAUUGGACCUAAAAGACCUUGAAAGUAUGGAGUUAUCCCCUUUCAGAUGCAAGUAUAUCCUGUUCAUCGGAACAAAUCACGAGGCUAAUGGAGAAGACAGGGCGAAGUCGGGAUUCUCCCCAAGACCAAAGCAACCUUGA